GACGCUGUUGUGAUGGCGGUGUCGUGUCUAACUCGGGCUCUGCGCUCCCUGACUCUCUCCCAGCCUGCUCUGCUCUCCUCGCAGGCAUUCGCACAGACUAAGCUGGGAGCUCAGGCGCUCAGUGCAGUCGGACAGUGCAGAGGCUUCCUCACCACAGCCCCUCUGGAGCAGAACAGGACAUACUGGAAGCAGAGGGAGGGGUACACCGUCAGGCCUAUAGGGAUGAAGAAGACAGGCGGCAGAGAUCACUCAGGAAGGAUUCGGACACAUGGCAUCGGUGGCGGCCAUAAACAGAAAUACCGGUGCAUCGACUUUCAGCGGCUGCACUAUGAGGCAAACAGAGAGGCCCAGCCCUUUGAAGAGAAGGUUGUUGAAGUGCGAUACGACCCGUGCAGGUCUGCUGACAUUGCGCUGUUAGCCGGAGGCAACCGGAAAAGAUGGAUCAUCGCCACAGAGAACAUGCAGACCGGAGACAUCAUUAAAACAUCUGGAGUUAUUGGACGCAUGGCAGUUUCAGCUAAUGAGGGUGACGCAUACCCACUGGGAGCUCUCCCUGUGGGGACGCUGGUGAACAACCUGGAGAUACAACCAGGGAAGGGAUCUGAGUACAUUCGUGCUGCAGGUACAAGCGGCGUUUUGCUCCGUAAAGUCAACGGAACAGCGAUCGUUCAGCUUCCGUCCAAGCAGCAGGUUCAGGUGCAUGAGACCUGCAUGGUGACGGUGGGACGAGUGUCCAACAUUGACCACAACAAACGGAUCAUUGGCAAAGCUGGUCGCAACCGUUGGCUUGGCAAUCGCCCUUCGAGCGGCUUGUGGCAGAGGAAGGGAGGCUGGGCAGGACGCAAGAUUAAACCACUGCCUCCGAUGAAGAGCUACGUCAACCUGCCCGCAAUCUCAGCUAAAUAACACAACACGAGUCUGGACAUGUUUGGGACUGGAGAUUGUUGUGUCCUGCUUGUAAUCACCUUGUAUUAUUAUUGUAGUCCUUACAACGGAAUGGAAUCAAUCGUUUGGAGAGAAAACGGGAAUAAAGAGGAGCUGUUUGUACAGAAGAUUAAAAAUUUUAUUAAACACACUGCUUGUGAGAGCAUGGAAAGAAACAAAACAAUAUAAAAAUCCAAAACAUAUUUACAUCUAUAGUAAAACAUGCAGAGUAACCCAUAUUUUUAGUGGUAAAUUUAAAAAUACUGUCAUGUCAUUUAAAAUAGGGUUUGUGCAAAGACACUGGGUGGCAUUUCAAGUAACAGGAGCAAUGAGAUGGCAUGUUGUAACUGUAGUUUGACCAUUAAUGAAAAACAUUAACACUGGUGUUAAGAGUUAAUUUUUUUGCAGUGCCAAAGUGAGCAUGCCUGCUCAUUGAUCCAGUCUUGCAAAACACCCCCAUGCUACCUCUGGAUUUAGGGCGAAAAAAAAAAAAGAACAAAAAAAAACUUGAGGUCAAAUACAUUGAAAUACACUUGUCAUUAUGCCCGUUUUGCAUUUAAAAGGCUAAGUCACAUGACAAAUUCCCUCAAACAACUCUGCCCUGGCUAACACUUCACAGCCCUAAGUGACAGAUGAGUAAGGGCCAGUUGGUCUCCCAACUAAGAGAAGAUAGUGAACCCUUCAAAAAGCAGGAGACAAGAAAACUCGACUGUCGUCGCAGGCAGACAUGUAUGGUUGUAGCUGCAAAAUAAGCUUUUCAACAUCAAGUGGCAAAACAUUAAGGAACAGACAGCCGUGGUGGUUUUUCAGACCUCACAGGGCACAAAGGCAGAAUGAGUAGGACUUUUCAAAACACAGCAUUCGAAGUUGGCCCCUCCCCGGCUCAAUGGCACCAGAAGCGUCCAAGGACGUGUGUUUACGAUGUGGCACCUGGUUGCUUCGUUUUUAGAGUCCCACUUUCGCACCCUGAACGCUGUUAUUGGCUGGGGGCUCCACACCCACUGC
Chelmon rostratus (copperband butterflyfish) is the source of this 1929-nucleotide messenger RNA. RefSeq names its product mitochondrial ribosomal protein L2 (gene mrpl2). Gene Ontology annotation, biological process: cytoplasmic translation. Gene Ontology annotation, cellular component: ribosome. Bases 13 to 906 code for a protein of 297 amino acids. The transcript has 7 exons. The record is from RefSeq and is a predicted model, not a curated record. Lineage: Eukaryota; Metazoa; Chordata; Actinopteri; Chaetodontiformes; Chaetodontidae. Gene Ontology annotation, molecular function: RNA binding; structural constituent of ribosome.